Jaculus jaculus (lesser Egyptian jerboa) is the source of this 4922-nucleotide messenger RNA. It is a transcript of the gene Snx33, whose product is annotated as sorting nexin 33. The record is from RefSeq and is a predicted model, not a curated record. Gene Ontology annotation, molecular function: protein binding; phosphatidylinositol binding. Lineage: Eukaryota; Metazoa; Chordata; Mammalia; Rodentia; Dipodidae. The transcript is spliced from 2 exons. The coding region runs from base 1193 to 2917 and encodes 574 amino acids. Gene Ontology annotation, cellular component: cytoplasmic vesicle; plasma membrane. Gene Ontology annotation, biological process: mitotic cell cycle; endocytosis; endosomal transport.
GGUUGCGGGUGCGGGAGGAAGAGGCUGGGGCGCCGGCUCCACCGGGGUAGCGCGGAGGACGGACGGACGGACGGACGGACGGACGGACAGACAGACCUCGGGCCGCAAUCAUCCACUCUCCAGAGCUCCGUCUGCAAACUGCGCUGUUGAGUUUUCGCGGGCACACCAAGGGGCGAGGAGGGGUGGUCGUGGUGGAGGUUUGUUCUACUAGGGUGUGUGUGUGUGGGGGGGGGUGGUCGUCGGACCGUCCAUCAGGGUCAUCUCGGGGGCUCCGAAACUGCUGAGGAAUUAGGCAAACAAAAGAGGCCACCGAGAGAGUGGCCAGAAGUCCCCUGAGCGCCCCGUCGCGCACCCUUGCGUUCUUCGGGGGAGAGGGGGGACUGGCCACUUGCGGGGCGGGGAAGAGGACAUCUCCCCCCCCCCCCCAGCCGGUAGGGCCCAGGGGUUCAACCGCCAGGUUCGUGGAGUUUAAAGUUAUCGGCCUGUUGUGCAAGCUCUGGCCCUUGUUUUUCCCCACUGGCCUGGCUCGUUGGGAGGCCGGACACAUCCACCCUUGGAAUCGAUUCAGGGCGCUGCUGCUUUUCUCUUUGCCCUUCUCUUGGAUUUUCUGGAUUCUUGAAAACGCAGUGACCCAGGAGGAGAGGAGGAAGGGGCAGAGCUGCAAAGGAAUGUGAGAGCCUCCCCAAACCAGAGCACCCUGAAGGAGCUACGAGCCAGAGAGACGACGGUAGAAGCCCUGGCCGGGUCUCCGGGACAGUGGUUUCCGGGUGAUUCGCUUCUAUUUUAGAACAUUGUUCCAGUAGAACCAGUAGAAAGUGUGAAAGAAAGUUCUUGGUCUAACCGAGCUGGUUUCUCCAGAUCACUUGGAUUAUUUCUGCUGGGAGUGGGAGGAGAAAAAGACUACCCCCCCCCCCCCAAAGGACUACCUAGAUUAAACUAAAGAAGAUUGUGGACAUGAGCGACUACUCCCUGCUGACAGGCAGAUGCCCCAAGGGGCCAUGGACAUUGCUUUGAAGGGAGGGAGGUUGGACAGCAUCUGUGGGUGCAAGGACCCUGCCUGCCUCAAGGGCUGACCUUGAGCUGUUUAUAGGCAUCAAGUUAGGAGGACAUUCUUGGAUAUCCUGGUGAGAGAGCAUCGUGGAUCUGGGCAGGACCCUCUCCUUUCCACCUCUACCUACCACGCAGCCUAGCCAUGGCCCUGAAAGGCCGAGCCCUCUAUGACUUCCACAGCGAGAACAAGGAAGAAAUCAGCAUCCAGCAGGACGAGGACCUGGUUGUCUUUAGCGAGACCUCACUGGAUGGAUGGCUGCAGGGGCAGAACAGCCGUGGGGAGACCGGGCUCUUCCCUGCUUCAUACGUGGAGAUCGUCCGUCCUGGCAUCAGUGCCAACCAUACCGACUACUCUAGCAGCCUCGCAGGCUCCCUGGGUACCCAGAUGAGCUUGUAUAAUAGCCCUAGUGUGUCUAAUCCGGCCUGGAGCGGUGGGGGCAGUGGCUUCCUCUCAAACCAAGGCAGCUUUGAGGAUGAUGAUGAUGAUGAUUGGGACGACUGGGAUGACGGAUGCACGGUGGUGGAGGAACCACGGGCUGGUGGGUUGGGCACCAACGGGCACCCCCCACUCAACCUUUCUUACCCGGGUGCCUACCCUAGCCAGCAUAUGGCCUUCAGGCCCAAGCCACCCCUGGAGCGGCAGGACAGCCUGGCGUCUGCUAAGAGAGGCAGCGUGGUGGGACGCAACCUCAACCGCUUCUCAUGCUUUGUGCGCUCUGGAGUGGAGGCCUUCAUCCUCGGUGACGUCCCCAUGAUGGCCAAGAUUGCCGAGACGUACUCCAUUGAAAUGGGUCCCCGCGGCCCCCAGUGGAAGGCCAACCCCCACCCGUUCUCCUGCUCUGUGGAGGACCCUACCAAGCAGACCAAGUUCAAAGGUAUCAAAAGUUACAUCUCCUACAAGCUCACACCUACCCACGCCGCCUCGCCUGUUUACCGUCGCUACAAGCACUUUGAUUGGCUCUACAACCGACUUCUACACAAGUUCACUGUCAUCUCGGUGCCCCACCUGCCCGAGAAACAGGCCACUGGUCGCUUCGAGGAGGACUUCAUUGAGAAGCGCAAGCGACGGCUCAUCCUCUGGAUGGACCACAUGACCAGCCACCCGGUGCUGUCCCAGUAUGAAGGCUUUCAGCAUUUCCUCAGCUGCCUGGAUGACAAGCAAUGGAAGAUGGGCAAACGCAGGGCAGAGAAAGACGAGAUGGUGGGUGCCAGCUUCCUGCUCACCUUCCAGAUCCCCACGGAACACCAGGACCUGCAGGAUGUAGAAGACCGUGUGGACACCUUUAAGGCCUUCAGCAAAAAGAUGGACGACAGCGUCCUGCAGCUCAGCACCGUGGCAUCGGAACUGGUGCGGAAGCACGUUGGGGGCUUCCGCAAAGAAUUCCAGAAGCUGGGCAGUGCCUUCCAGGCCAUCAGCCAUGCCUUCCAGAUGGAUCCCCCCUUUAGCUCCGAGGCCCUCAACAAUGCCAUUUCUCACACGGGCCGGACCUAUGAAGCCGUCGGAGAGAUGUUUGCUGAGCAGCCCAAGAACGACCUCUUCCAGAUGCUCGACACGCUCUCUCUCUACCAGGGCCUGCUCUCCAACUUCCCUGACAUCAUCCACCUGCAGAAAGGCGCCUUUGCCAAGGUGAAAGAGAGUCAGCGCAUGAGCGACGAGGGCCGCAUGGCCCAGGACGAGGCGGACGGUAUUCGCAGGCGCUGCCGCGUGGUGGGCUUUGCCCUGCAGGCGGAGAUGAACCACUUCCACCAGCGCCGCGAGCUCGACUUUAAGCACAUGAUGCAGAGCUACCUGCGCCAGCAGAUCCUCUUCUACCAGCGAGUGGGCCAGCAGCUGGAGAAGACGCUGCGCAUGUAUGACCACCUCUGACUGCGUCGCCGGGGCCCCUGCCCAUCUCAGGCCCGGUCACCGCAGUCCGUGUCCCCCACUUCAGGCCUCCCUGCACGAGCAGCGGCUGAGGGGCUUGGAGGUGGGAGAGGUGUGUAGCCUGUUCCUCCUCCUUGUGGGAGAGAAGGAGUUCUGUGGUGUCAACAGUAACUCUGAGGAAGUCCCCUGAGUUUAGAAAUGAGUGAGAAUGGAGAUGGGUGUUUUCUAGGCCAACACCUGGGCUGCUGGUCAGUCCUUAAAGGCCAGGCCUCCCCUGGAGCCUAUCCUGCAUGGUCGCCUGACCACCACAUUAUGAGAAGGGACACAGCAGGUAGUGGACUCCAUAGAUUGCUGUGGCCCUGGGUUAGGCUGGGACAUGUCUGCCCUCCAAGAGUCACCGCCCUGCUGGGCUUGGUGGCACACACCUUUAAUCCCAGCAGAGGUAGGAGAAUCGCUGUGAGUCCGAGGCCGCCCUGAGACUAAUUCCAGGUCAGCCUGGACUAGAGUGAAACCCUACCUCGAAAAACCAAAAAGAAAAAGGAAAAAAAAAAAAAAAGUCACCACCCAUAAUGGGGGUUCAACAAUGCAGAGUGACAGUUGAUUAAGUAAGGGAUCCUUAGACAUUCACAGAAGGGACCACAGUACUCUGCUGGUCAGGGGAUACUCCGUGGAGUAGGUGCCAUUCUAGCAGCAUCUUGAAGAAUGACAAGGACCUGCCAGACAGUAAGUGGGGUGAAGGACAUUGUCGGGGGGUGGGGGAGAAGACCAACAUGGACUUUCUCUCCCUUAACUCCACCCCACACCCCCCAGCAAGUCUGGUGUUCUGUCCAUGGGGAUUCAGGCCUGUGUGACAGAGGGAAGGGACCAUCUUCGCUCUGGGUCCCCGGUUUCCCUGCCCCACCCACAUUCACCUGCAGAGGGAGUGCAGGCCACCUCCCUUCUGUAGGCCGCGGACUGUCUCCAUUGCUGAACCCCUGCUUUCCCUUGAUUGACGGACCGUGAAGCACUCUUCCUUCUUUGGACCAAGGUGCUGAGAUAAGCCACGAACACAGGGCCCUGUGGCACUUUCCUGGAGGGAACUUCCACAAGAUACCAGCAGUAACUCCCCAUUCUCCAGGCAAGGCCAGGUCCCAGGCUCCCAGGGCCCCUGGCCUCUGUGACCUUAAGUUCGGGAAUCCUUGCUGUUGCUUAGUGGGAACUGAGGGGAGGAGGCUAGGGACUCCAGGCCCCCUGCCCUUGGCUAGCCUCACUGUGCUGUUGCCCACCUAUGUUUACACCCUCCAGGGUCCAGGAUGUGGCCCAGCUAGGGGUUGAGGGGGGCUGAUCCUGCUCACCUUGUCUUCCUGGGAAGUUAUGGCCUGCACCUGGUUACUGCUGCUUGAUUCUUCUCUCUCUCUCUCUCUCUCUUGUUUUUCUCUUGAUAAACCUUUUUUUUUUUUUACAAUUAACAGAACAAAUGCUUGGCCUUUUCUGUUUGGAAUGGUGAGAUGUGGGAAGGGGUAGAACCCGAAUUGCUUCAGGACCCACUGGGCUACAUUCGGUGGUCUUGGGGGGCAUAAAAUUUACGAUAAGAUCUCAAAAGUUUGAGGAAGGGCUAUGCUGGUUGGUGGUGGUAGAGGUGAUCCCAGGCAAUCACCUUAACCACUGAGCCAUCUGUCCAGCCAGUAGUCGAGGGGACCCCAGACCCUUAGCUAUGCACUACCUCCCCAGACCUGACCCUCCUCAUCUCUAAACUGUCUACUGAGGAUUAGAGGAGAACGGCCUAGGAGGCUGUGUGUCCAGCAUAGUCCCAGUAAUGCCUCUCUCAGAGAGCACUCGGCCUUGUCCCUGGAAAGCUCCAGUCCAGGCCGGGAGAGGGGGCGACUCAGUCCUAGGUACCCAGCCCAGGGUGUGGUAAUGCUCAUGUCCCCGUAGCGGCAUCCUUGGUCUUGCCCUGGUCAAAGUGAACAGGAAUCCAUCUUCCAUCGGGUCGAGGAGAGCAUGCGGAAUCUUGCUUCUUUCAGAGGCA